Molecule: messenger RNA, 1541 nt
Organism: Bufo gargarizans (Asiatic toad)
Lineage: Eukaryota; Metazoa; Chordata; Amphibia; Anura; Bufonidae
Product: palmitoyltransferase ZDHHC16-like
Exons: 11
Coding region: 216-1322 (368 amino acids)
Biological process (GO): protein palmitoylation
Cellular component (GO): Golgi apparatus
Molecular function (GO): palmitoyltransferase activity
Source: RefSeq, a predicted model, not a curated record
CAGGAGCAGCUCCAUUCUGGACGCGAACAUACCGGGCUUCCACUGCGCAUGCUUAGUAGGCAUGGCUCCGGCUGAUGGAGGCUGAGUGGAGUGACAUCCGGUCAGUGCAGGUGUCUGGGAGCCGGGAUGGAGGGUGCGAGGUGGCAGAGCAGCUGUAAGAAGAGACCCCUGCGGCUCCCCCAGUGAUACAGCCGGGCAGGUAAUGAACAGUGGGAAUGAGAAACAUCCGGCGCCUUUUCUUGCGGUGCCUUCGCCUGGGACACAGAAGGACAUUCGCGUAUGUGAGCUCGCUGAGCGACUACCUGCGCUACAGCCGCCUCUGCCUGGUGUCUCUGACCCACAACACCUUCACUAACAGCGAUGUGGUCAUCGAGUCCCUGUUUGAGCCCGUGUACUGGUUGGUGGAUCACUUGACCAGAUGGUUCGGCGUCGUGUUUGUGGCUCUGGUGAUCUUGCUGACCAGCUCCAUUGUGUUGAUCGUGUACCUCUGUGUCCUUCCUCUUAUCCUCCAAACGUAUUCCACUGCCUGGAUCUGCUGGCAUAUUGCCUAUGGCCACUGGAAUCUCAUCCUGAUUGUCUUUCACUAUUACAAGGCAAUCACCACGUCCCCUGGAUAUCCACCGCAGGUGCAGAAGAACAUCCCGUCAGUGGCGGUAUGCCGGAAGUGCAUCGCUCCAAAACCUGCUCGGACCCAUCACUGUAGCAUCUGCAAUAGGUGCAUUUUGAAAAUGGAUCACCAUUGUCCCUGGCUUAAUAACUGUGUGGGCCACUACAACCAUCGCUACUUCUUCUCCUUCUGCCUCUUCAUGACCUUGGGUUGUAUCUACUGUAGCAUCAGCAGCCGCGUCAUGUUCCAGGAAGCCUAUGCAACUAUACAGAAAAUGAAGCACCAUGAGGCGCAGAGGCUCCAGCUUGCAGGCAAUGAGACUUACAGCCAGACGCCGCUUCCUGCCUUCUCCUUCUGGGAGAGAGUGUUUCACAAGUGCAUCAUAUACCUCUGGGUUCUUUGCAGCUCUGUCGCCGUGGCUCUUGGCGCCCUCACGCUCUGGCAUGCCAUACUCAUCACCCGGGGAGAGACCAGCAUAGAGAGACACAUUAACAAGAAGGAGCGGAAGAGACUGCAGGAUAAAGGGAAGAUAUUUCAGAAUCCUUACAGCUACGGCCGCUUCAGCAACUGGAGGCUGUUCUUUGGAGUAGAAACACAAUGGCAAUGGAUCACACGCGUCGUCCUGCCGUCUUCUCAUCCGGCUUACGGGGACGGUCUGAAGUGGAACACUCCACAUUGGCUGCCCACAAAACAGACUUCUGUCCUUGCAAUCUAGAGCGGAAACCCCCUCCUCCAGGAGAUGGUACAGUCUACCACCAGACGCCUGCUAGAACAACCGCACAAGCUUAUUGAACUGUACUGUGUGUAAUACCAGCAAGAACGCAAAAAAAAGUAUAAUAAUGUAACAUGCAGGAGAUGGCGGCAGAGCGAUUCCUGCGCAGUCGUGUGGUCAGGGACCCAGCAGAUAAUGAAUAGUUUUAUGGUUUACCUCCAA